AUGAGCGCGGCGGGGUGUGCGGCCGGGCUGCGGCCCCCCAGCUCGGGGAUCCCGGGCUCCCGGGGCGCGUCGCACCCGCGCCUGCCCGCGGUCCCUCCGUACCCCGGGCAGCACGGCGCGCCGGUCGGGCUCAGCGAGGCGCAAAAGCGGGCGCUGGACCUGGAGAAGAGGCUGCAGUUCCUGCAGCAGCAGCACUCGGAGACGCUGGUCAAGCUCCACGAGGAGAUCGAGCACCUGAAGCGAGAGAACAAGGAUCUCCACUACAAGCUAAUCAUGAAUCAGAAGCCGCAGAAGAAAGGCAGCAUCUCCAGUUCCAGCUUUCAGUCCAACAAGUCCAUCUCGAAUACAGUGGUGUCAGGCAAGGCCAGGCCCCAGCCCACCUCCUCUAAGAAGCAAGACUCGAAAGCUGACGUUCCCCAGAAGUUGGACCUGGAGGAGGAGCCCUUGGUUGCUGCCCUGCUUCACAGCAGCAGGGUGGACAAAGCCCUCAGGGCACAGGGGCUGGCCAAAGACAAAGUGGAGAGCUCUAAUCCAGCAGCCACCUCGGUGGCCGGCAGCCUGCUCAAGGGCAAGCAGGUGCCAGGGGCGCCCCCCUCGAUGAGGCUGCCCCCACAUCUGUGCAAGCCCGCCACACUCCAGCAGUGCGAAGUGGUCAUCCGCCAGCUGUGGAAUGCCAACCUCCUGCAGGCCCAAGAGCUGCAGCACCUCAAGUCCCUCCUAGAAGGGAGCCAGAGACCCAGGGCUGCCCCCGAGGAGGCGUCCCUCCCCAGGGACCAGGAGGCUCUGCACCCGGGGACCACGCAGCUCCCCAAGGUCGCCACCAAGGGCGUCUCUAAGAAAUGCCUGAUCCUGAGCCGGGCGCCCGUGGCGGAGUGCGCCGUCCUGCCCGCACUGAAGCAGAGCCUCAAGAGCAACUUCGCCCAGCGGCAGAGACGGCUGCAGGCAGUGCAGAGCCGGCGGCUGCACUACUCGGUGCUCUGAGUGCCAGGCCCACGACUGCUCACCCUCUAGGUAGCACUUCCAAAGAAUCCUAGUACAUUUAUGCCAGCCUCACUUCCAGACCAGCCAAACCCACAGCAGAUAAAGUACGUGGCCUCAGGGCUGAGGAACUGUUUCUUUCUU
This is a messenger RNA of Eubalaena glacialis (North Atlantic right whale), 1122 nucleotides long. RefSeq names its product coiled-coil domain-containing protein 74A-like. The record is from RefSeq and is a predicted model, not a curated record. NCBI's taxonomy places the organism in Eukaryota, Metazoa, Chordata, Mammalia, Artiodactyla, Balaenidae. The transcript has 8 exons. The coding region runs from base 1 to 981 and encodes 326 amino acids.